Messenger RNA from Linum tenue, 636 nucleotides. Lineage: Eukaryota; Viridiplantae; Streptophyta; Magnoliopsida; Malpighiales; Linaceae. The record is from the annotation of a GenBank genome assembly.
UUGGAUCACUUCGAAAUACAGGAGGCCAAUUGGGUUGGACGAGAAGAUCAAGGUGGAACUAAUUGUCAUUGGCUGAGUUGCUGUUGAUCCCACCACUGGAGCUCGACUUGGCAAGGGCGAGGGAUUCGCAGAGCUUGAAUAUGUAAUGCUGCGAUAUAUGGGGGCCAUUAAUGACUACGCUGGUUGUCACUUCAGUGAAAGAUUGCCAAUUGUUCUACAAUAUCCCAGUAGACAAACUGCCGAUCCAUGAUGUCCCUGUCGACAUUAUAUUCACGCCGUCGCCAACACAAGUCAUAUUCACCAACACUGGCAUCCCAAAGCCUCGAGGGAUCUACUGGGAUAAAUUGCCUCCAGAGAAACUCGGCCAAGUUCUGAUAAGAAAGGAGCGCAAUUGGCGUAUUACUGGGUCGGCUCAGAGAGCUCAAGAGACGGAUUGAGAAGGAAACUGGACACAAACUACCUACUGGACCAUCAGAAAAACUACCCCCUAGUGCUCAGCGGAAGAAACGCAGAUAGAGUUAUGUAAUGAAGCCAUUUAACCGUUAGCAUAUUGUUUCUUUUAACACUAUAUAGUAUAGAGAAGGAAAUACACAAAAGAACAAUCGGAUUCGCAGCUAUUAUGUACACACCUAAAAC